AUGCAUCUCAUACCUAAAGAAAUAGAUAAGCUUGCUAUCUCUCAGCUUGGUCUGCUGGCACAACGAAGACUUGCGCGAGGAGUAAAGCUCAAUCAUUCCGAAGCAGUUGCGCUUAUAGCAAAUAAUCUUCAAGAGCUCAUUCGCGAUGGAAAUCAUACAGUGGCAGAUCUCAUGUCAAUUGGCGCAACGAUGCUCGGGCGUCGCCAUGUCCAACCUGCGGUUUGCUCGACUCUUACGGAAAUUAUGGUCGAGGGCACUUUUCCAACAGGAACAUACUUGGUGACGGUACAUCAUCCAAUUAGUACAAAUGAUGGAGAUUUGGCGAAGGCUCUCUAUGGAAGCUUUCUUCCAAUUCCAGAUAUAGAUCUUUUCCCAUUGCCAUUGGAUGCGGAAUACGAAUCGAUGAAACGGCCUGGUGCUUUAAUUACUGUAAAAGGUAAAGUUAAGCUGAAUGAAGGGAGAAAGAGAAUAAAAUUGAGAGUGACAAGUAAGGGAGACAGACCAAUACAAAUUGGAUCUCAUUAUCAUUUCAUCGAGACAAAUCCACAACUCGAUUUUGAUCGCAUCAAAGCAUAUGGUUACAGACUCGAUAUUCCAGCCGGUACAUCUGUUAGAUUCGAACCUGGAGACACUAAAACCGUAGGACUAGUAGAAAUUGGUGGCAACAGAGUCAUCCGUGGUGGAAACCACGUCGCUACUGGAAAAGUAGAUACUUCACGAGUGGAAGAAAUUUUAGUCAAUCUUCAAGAGGCAGGAUUCGCGCAUACCCCAGAUCCAAGUGGAGAUGCUGCAUUUAUUGAUGCAUUCGAAAUGGAUAGAACAGCAUACGCAACUAUGUUUGGACCAACUGUAGGUGAUACUAUUCGUCUAGGUAAUACCGAUCUUUGGAUCAAGGUUGAGAAGGAUUUGAGUUUUUACGGCGAUGAAUGUAAGUUUGGUGGUGGUAAGACUUUACGAGAAGGUAUGGGCCAGGCUACAGGUAUACCUGAUGAUAUAUCAUUGGAUCUCGUUAUUGUUAAUGCUUUGAUUGUUGAUUGGACUGGUAUUUAUAAAGCCGAUAUUGGUGUCAAGAACGGUAUUAUAGUAGGUAUUGGUAAAGCUGGAAACCCAGAUGUGAUGGAUGGCGUCAGUCCAAAUAUGAUCGUUGGAUCAUGUACAGAUGUUAUUGCUGGGGAAGGCAAAAUUAUUACUGCUGGUGGCUUUGACACUCAUAUUCACUUCAUCUGCCCUCAACAAGUCAAUGAAGCUAUCUCGUCUGGUAUUACAACGAUGCUAGGAGGCGGCACUGGCCCAAGCGCUGGAACUAGUGCUACAACUUGCACACCUGGAAAAAAUUACAUGCGACAAAUGCUUCAAGCUUGUGAUACCCUGCCAAUGAAUGUUGGAAUAACAGGCAAAGGAAAUGACAGUGAUCCCGCUGCACUCCGUGAGCAAGUUAUUGCCGGAGCUUGUGGACUCAAAUUGCAUGAAGAUUGGGGCACUACACCUUCAGCUAUUGAUUCUUGUCUUACGGUUUGCGAUGAACUCGAUAUUCAAUGUUUGAUCCAUACCGAUACUCUAAACGAGUCAGGUUUUGUUGAAUCUACGAUUGCUGCAUUCAAAAAUCGUGCUAUUCACACUUAUCAUACAGAAGGAGCUGGCGGUGGCCAUGCACCUGAUAUCAUCAGUGUUGUCGAGCAUCCGAACGUCCUCCCUUCCUCUACCAAUCCUACAAGACCUUAUACUAGGAAUACACUCGAUGAGCAUUUAGACAUGCUUAUGGUUUGUCAUCAUCUUUCCAAGAAUAUUCCCGAAGACGUUGCUUUUGCUGAAUCACGAAUUCGCGCCGAAACGAUUGCAGCCGAAGAUAUUCUCCAUGAUCUGGGAGCAAUCAGCAUGAUGUCUUCUGAUUCCCAAGCAAUGGGCCGUUGUGGAGAAGUUAUCAUGAGAACAUGGAAUACAGCCCACAAAAAUAAAGUCCAACGUGGUGCACUCGGAGAAGAUCUGGGCACCGGAGCAGACAAUUUUAGAGUCAAGAGAUACAUUAGCAAGUACACGAUUAAUCCGGCACUUGCUCAAGGUAUGGGACAUAUUAUUGGCAGUAUUGAAGUUGGAAAGCUUGCAGAUCUGGUCGUUUGGGAUCCAGCUUGGUUUGGAACUAAGCCCACCACAAUUAUUAAAAGUGGUAUGAUCGCUUACGCUCAAAUGGGCGAUCCUAACGCUUCCAUCCCCACUGUCCAACCCAUAAUCUGUCGCCCCAUGUUUGCACCCCUAGUCCCUUCUACAUCUAUUCUCUUCGUUUCCGAAUCAUCAAUUUCUUCGGGUACAAUCGCAACAUAUGGUUUGAAGAGUCGCGUAGAGGCAGUGAAGAAUUGUAGAAUAGUUGGAAAGAAAGAUAUGAAGUUCAAUGAUCAGAUGCCGAAGAUGAAGGUCGAUCCGGAAAAUUAUAGAGUCGAGGCAGAUGGUGUACAUAUUGUUUGUGAGGCGGCGGAAUGGUUGCCAUUGGGUCAAAAUGCUUAUGUUUAUUAG
Messenger RNA from Botrytis byssoidea, 2508 nucleotides. RefSeq lists its product as uncharacterized. The coding region runs from base 1 to 2508 and encodes 835 amino acids. Gene Ontology annotation, biological process: urea catabolic process. The transcript has 7 exons. The record is from RefSeq and is a predicted model, not a curated record. Gene Ontology annotation, cellular component: urease complex. NCBI's taxonomy places the organism in Eukaryota, Fungi, Ascomycota, Leotiomycetes, Helotiales, Sclerotiniaceae. Gene Ontology annotation, molecular function: nickel cation binding; urease activity.